This is a messenger RNA of Paramuricea clavata, 16818 nucleotides long. Lineage: Eukaryota; Metazoa; Cnidaria; Anthozoa; Malacalcyonacea; Plexauridae. The record is from the annotation of a GenBank genome assembly.
AUUGCAAAUAUAAGCCAUUGUUAGGUGUGAAACUCUUAGGUAUAUAAGCAAAAAGGGAUUAUUUUCAUUGUAACAUAACGUACGACGCAGCAAUUUUUAAAGUACGAGAAUAUCAGCAAGUGAAUGUCAUUUAAUACGCUGAAGGGCUACCGUUGUUUUUAAAGAAGAUUAAAUAAUGAUAAUAAUAAUAAUAAUACUCCUGUUUAACAUUAUAUUUCCAAACGUUUCCCGAGAAACACGGCGUAAGCUUUUCAUACGUACGAAUUGAAUGCUAAAGAAUUCGUGUGGGUGAAAACAUAUUCAUUUUUGACAGAUGUAAGGCUGGUAAACUUUAAUUUAGGGUAUUAUAAUUGGUUGCGGUAAUAAUGUGUUUAUAAAAUGCCCCGUCGUCCGCCCUCUGCCAUCCGCGUCCGCUUUUUAUCUACAAGUUUGAUAUUUUUUGUGCUCGUAAGAGUUUGAUAUUUUUUGUGUGCGUAAAAAUCUGCUAUUUUUUGUGUACGUAAAACUCAGUUGAUAUUUUUUGUGUGCGUGAAAUUUGAUAUUUUUUGUGUGCGUGAAAUUUGAUAUUUUUGUGUGCGUGAAAUUUGAUAUUUUUUGUGUGCGUGAAAAUUUGAUAUUUUGAUUACGGAUUUUAAUAUUUAAUGCAUGCGUUUAUAUAUUUGUUACAGAUGUUUUGAUAUAAAUUGUCUAUGACUUUGGUAUAACGUUUGGCGAUUUGAUAUUAUUUGGGACGUUUCAUCGUUGUAUUGCGAGUUUUGGCAUUUUAAUAUUGGCUUUGAUAUUAUAUUCAAAACUUUCAUAAUAUUGUCCGUAACGGAACGCCAUUGAAAACGGAUUCCGUUGCACCCCUUGUGUAACAGCAUAAUUUUUACAUGAAUAAAUAGAUAAAAACUUUCUUUAUCAGAAUCCGUUGCUCCCCAAGCGAAAUAGGUGCACAAUUGGGAGAAAAAUCCCUCCAAAGUUUGAUAUUUUCGCGCUUCGCAUGAUGACAUAUUUAACUUUAACUUCAUUACUAUAGAUGAAGUAAUUGAUGCGCUAAAUCUCAUUCAGUCAAAAAAUCUUCAGGACUGGAUGGAAUUAGUGCAAGACUGUUAAAAGACGGAACACACAAUAUUGCUGGGCCAUUGGUUGAUAUUUUCAAGCUGUCAUUACGGACCGCUAUAUUCCCUGACGACUGGAAGUUAGCAAAAGUAACACCAGUCUUCAAGGACGGUAAUAGGAAUGACUGUGGAAAUUACAGACCAAUUUCUGUAAUCUCCGUUGUUGCUAAUUGGCAAUAGGCAUAUCAACAGCUAAAAUCCUUUAUGACAAUAAACAACGUUCUUGUGGACCAGCAGUCGGGUUUCCGUUUUCAACAUUCCACGGAAACUACGUACUCUGCUUAGUUCUACAAAUGAAUGGUUGUAUAAUAUGGAUAGGGGCCUCUUUACUGGAGUCCUAUUCUUGGAUCUUAAAAAGGCAUUUGAUACUGUUGAUCAUUCAAUUCUAUUAGCUAAAUUAGAAAAGUAUGGCAUCCAAGGGAGAAGCCUUGAAUGGUUUAAAUCGUACCUCAAGGACAGAAAGCAGGUUUGUUCAAUUAAUGAUAAGAAAUCGUCUGCAAAUGAUAUUAAAUGUGGGGUUCCACAGGGAUCGAAUCUUGGUCCCAUCCUCUUUCCUCUUUAUAUUAAUGUCGAUCUCCCAAACAGUUUGAAAAUGUCAUAACCUUCAAUGUUUGCUGACGAUGCAAAUUGUAACCUGUGUUGGACAAAGCUCGAGUGAAAUUGAAAACAAACUUAAUGAAGAGCUUAAGAAUGUCCACCAAUGGCUAACAGCAAAUAAACUUACUUUAAACGAUGAGAAAACCAAGUUCAUGCUCAUCGGCUCAGGAUCACGUCUUGCCUGUGUCCAUAAUAGCCCAAUAUUGAAACUAGGACACAGACAUAUAAAGCGUGUACACUAUAAAAAGUCACUAGGUAUGGUCCUCGAUGAGCAGUUGAAGUGGAACAAACACAAUGAAGUUCAAUGCAAAAAAAUUUCCAAUAUAUAGCUCUGCUAAAAAGAGCUAGACCUUUCGUUCCUAGACACACAUUAAUUAAAAUGUAUAAUGCCUUUGUUUUGCCUCACUUUAAUUACUGCUCUACAAUAUGGAACGAUGGAUCAUGUACUAUAAUUAAUACAUGAACUUUCAAAAUUACAAAGGAGAGCUGCGCGUGUAAUUACUUCAAGUACAUACGAUAUUCGUUCCUCCCAAAUCUUGAAAGACCUUAAUUGGAAACCAAUUGAAGAUGACUUAAAAAAUAGGGAAACUGUUAUGACAUUCAAAGUUUUAACCGGGCAAGGACCGAAUUAUUUACAGCAAUUAUUUACUGAGUGCAACAACGAUAAUUACAGUCUAAAAAGUAAUAACACCAAAUUGGCAUUCCCAAAACCAAGGACCAGUUUCUUAAAAAGAAGAUUCUCAUAUAUAACGAAUUAUCUAAUGAUAUAACUGAAGAUUUCUGCGAGCUAUCAGUCAACGCUUUCAAACGGCGACUUGAUAAAACCGCUUAAUUGGUUGGAUCAUUUGAUUAUACAUUAAUUAUACCUUAAUUUAGUAUUGUAUCAUAGUAAAUAGGAUUUCGUUUUUAUUACACGGCCCUUUGAAAACCAGUACCUCUUGUAAAUAUAAAGUUAGUUUUUAAUAGUUACUGAAUAGGCUACCGUGUGUAAAGAUUUUGAUUAAUAAUAAUAAUAAUUCGACCGCCAUUGUUUUGAUAGCAAAUACGCAUGCGCAACUCAGCCAAACUCGCACUGCGCACCCGCACAACCAACGCACAUGCUUCGAAGUGGAAACACGUUCAGUUAUGCAAAUAAAUCAUGGCUGAAGAUAUUUAUAAAAGUCGAAUAUCCUCAUGUUUUAUGCAUUUUGAUGGCGUUACGGAGCAAAGUUACACGCCAAAGGCUUAAGAAAUUUCUUGAGUGUAGGUCAAAAUGGGCCAAACUUAAAUGUCAACAAACUGAAAUAGCUAAGAAAUCGUACGAGAACAUCGAUGACGGAUCUGUAAUUCAUACAUGGAGAAGAACCCUGACACCAUUAACUUAGAGUGGUACCAUCAUAUGAAAUGCUGGAAGAGAUUUUGUGAUGAAGAGAAGUCCGUAGAAGUCAAUCAGUCGCAGAAGCUAUAAAUAAGGCCUUGCCUAAAAGAAACGCGCAUGUACUCCCAGAGAUAUGUAUUAUUUGUGGAAGAGACGCCUCGUGGUUCUCACUAGAUAAGGUAUGGUCAUUUUGAUAGGUAUAAUAAUAAAAUUCUCGGGUUUGGUUUCCACAACAUUCACGAGUUUGAUUUUAAAAUAUAUUGAAUUGUGAUCAAUUAAGUUUAUUUAGGGUAAAGUAGUUUCUAUGCUACAAACAUCCAACCUUGUUAUUAGCAGAUAUUUAGUCUAAUAAUUUUGUUUCACACCAGGUAACUAAGAAUAGAAGAAGAACCCCACUCAUGUUGGCAGAAACAAUUGAUGCUGGUCUUCUACGUAGAGCUGCUGAGAGAAAAAAUGAUGAACGGAUGUGCAAAUCUGGGGGAAAGACUGUGUAGCUCUGGAAGUCCGCCAUCACAAAGUUUGCUACUGCAAUUAUACAAUAUUUCUCACCAGAGAGACGAAGAAGUAAUCGGAGACUGAAAGAUCUACAUCGGUGUACGAGAAGUUUUAUGACGAAUUCUGAAUAGGAAAGUAAUCGAGACGGAAGUCAUCGGAAAUAAGCAAAUAAGUAUAUGAAAGAUUUGCUGGAGAAGUUUGUUAUCAUUGCUGAGAAUGUGGACGCAUAUAAAUACUGUAGCCGAGCUUUUUAACUCAAGCAACAACUGAUGAAAAGUUAUCUCCAACUUGUGUUCUGUGUACCGAAAAUGAGAAAUGUUAUAGUGAGAUUGUAUAUGUGGAAAAUUUGGAUUCUUCUGAAUUGGUUGAGGAUCAUACAGUAUGUCAAUUAAGUCUGAAAACAACGAUGAUGAAGAGAGCCGUACCAUUGAUGAUGAUGAUGUGAAUUUCAACACAAACACUGAGGGAAAUUCUAAAGUCAAUGAGUUACAAAUUCUAUACAAUGCUGCAUUGAUCCUUCGCCAAAAGGUGCAAGAAAUACAAAAACUGAAUCUUCCUUGGCCAUCAUUGGCAUCUGAUUUGACAAUGGAUAAUAUUUCAAAUCCGACUAUGUGGACUACACAAGAUUUCAAGUUCGCGCAAUUUGAUCACGUCCGAGGGGAAGCAGCAACUGGACUGCAGUCCAAAUUGGAGAAUUUGAAAUGGCAUCUCAUACGAAUAAAUCACUGCUUAAUUAAUUUUGAUCCAGUCCAAGGACUGAAUUAAUUUUAAUCCAGUCCUAGGACACUACAGCAUCAAUAUACUUCAGUGAGAAAAAUAACGCAAUAUGUGAGCAAAAUAACGCAAUAUGGUUGGCUAAUUUUCUCAUGAAUUAUUAAUGAUUUGAGGUGAACAAUGAGGUGUCAAUUAUUUACUUAUUCGAUAUUCUCAUUCGGAUCCACAGUAUUUAUAUUAUCAACACGUAUAUCCCUCUCAUGGACAGGGUUAACAGUAUGGUCAUCUCUGAGAAGCUGAAAGCAUCCGGAUGAAGGAGCUGAAACACACAGCAGCAAAUCUAUAAGGAAAUGUCAACUGGUGUGGACACGAAAAAACCAGGUUGAAUCGUUCCUUGUUAUUCGAGAUAGUGGCUAAAUACCAACUUAUGUCACAAUAUAAAUAAAAUAUAUGUAAUAGUUCAAAUAUGAGAAGUAGAACUUUACCAGACAAAAGCCAGGACAGCUUAUUGCAGAAUACAUGAAUCUCGUUUUGAGCGUGUAAGCCUUGGCCAGGAUCCAAUAAGUGGGAUUUUAUUGCUCUGAUGAAAAUCUGGGUUCAAAGAUGAAAACAUUUCUUUCAAUUAUAGAUAGUUAUAAUGAAAUUAUGGAUUUUAUAUUUCCUCCCAAUUUAUCUUUUUUUAUGAUGAAUUUCGAGUUGGUGCCUGGGACAUGUUUCUUUCACAGUUCAAGGUCCUUCACUGGUGAAGUCCGGCUUCGUCAGUUGGAACAGAUGGUUGGAAAAUAUGGUUGGAGCGAAUGGAAAAGUUGGUCCAAUCCAGGAUUGGUAUCCAUAGAGUAUACUAAACGAUGGUAGAACGCACAGUUUAAGAAUCGCCAAACAUCUUGCAUAUAGUUAUUCAAUAAUACAUUAAAAAUUCAAUCAGAGGUUUUCCUAGGAGUUUAUAUAAAUAAACCUUAAAGCCCGGGAGGAACUGGGAAACACUGUUGUCAUAUUAUUAUGACAUGGAACUUAACCUAAAGUCAACAAUUUUUCUCAAAUAUGUACUGCAACUAUGUGGGGGAGAAAAUUGCAAUUCACAAACUGAAUUAUCCAACUUGCAGACGGAAUUAUCUGACACAGGAAAAGGAAGUGUUUGCCAUUAUGUGAAAUAUAGAUUUAAAGAAGCGUUUAUAUUGUAUUGGGCAGAGCAGUUUCAACCUGUUGAAAAUACUGGCAAGCUAAGAACUCUUAGGAAAAUAAAAAAAAAUUUGAAUGUGAAAAAUACUUAAACGAAAUUAGCAAUUUCAAAAACCGUCAAGAUAUCACAAAGUUAAGAAUAUCAGCACAUAAGCUAACUGUUGAAACUGGUAGAUACAACAAUGUGCCAUACAAUGAUAGACUAGGCAGACUUUGUGAGUUAAAUGAAGUAGGAGAUGAACAUAAUUUUUGAAUGUCCUGUACAAACAUGAAGUUCAUCGACCACAGGACAAAAUUCAUUGAUAAUUUAUAUCAAAUAAAUUCGACGUUUUGGCUACUUUUGAUAGCCUGGUCUACCGUACACUUACGUGUGCGUGUGUGUGUGUGUGUAUGUAUGUGUAUUUAUAUUUAUCAACCUUGUUCAUAUAUUUAUAUAUUAAUAUUUAUGUUAUUGUUAUAGAUUGUAAUGACUUAUUUAGUCAUUACUUACUUUCCAAUCUUUCGGUAUGUCAUAUUGUCUUGUCAGCGUCGGCAAACGGGUAAAGAGUGUUUCAUCAAAUGCUUCUGAAUUUGGUAGGAAAUAGUUUGCUUUCUGGGAAGCAAAUUUUGCUUCUGCAAUAAAAGCCAAUUAAAAAUCACGAAUAUUUCCGCGACAUUGUUUCUUACGUUUGGCCAAGGCUUUAAGUUUAGCGAAAUAUUUCAUUUGUUCUUUGAUCGUGUGAAUUGUAUGUAUAUAUUUAAUAUUUUUUAUUCUCCGUCCUGUUUGAUACAGGUGGUUUUUUACCUCACACAAAUUUGUAUUGAAUUAGGAUGUUAAUAUAAAGUAGAAUUAAACGUUAAAACGGUAUUUUGAAACAAUAAUAAUAAUGGAAACUUUAAUAAUUUUGUUAUAUACUAUAUAUAUAUAUAUACAAUUGUAAAUCUCACUAAUUUAAGGUAACUUACAAUGGACCUUUAACCCUAUAGCUCCCGGGGCCGCAAUGCAUCUGGGAGUUGGGUAUCUUUUGCAUUCUUGUUCGAAAUGGUCGCCAUGUUGCGAAAAUUUUAUUGAGUGUCAGAAUUCAAUAUUUUCACUUGUUUACGUGUGGCAAAUAACCGCCUCAACGACGUAUUUUUGACGGGGUACUUUCGACGACAUUUGUGGAAAAAAUGAGCGAAAUCGCCGCAGUGAUGGCCAAGAAAAGGCAUUUCAUAUCGAUCGAAGGAGUGGGCAUAUUUCGAGAAAAACAUUCUCUUCGCAACGUCUCCUGUCCUGUUUUGAGGUGAGUGUCCUUCUGCAUGAUAUUUUAGCUAAUUCUUUUAGUCUGUGGCUAUUUCAGGGUGUUUUUUCUACCCCUAUUUCGUAUUAGUUGUACUCUUAAACGUCUGAUCUUGUAGCCCUGAGAGGUUACUUUGAUACAUAUUUGAACGAUUGUUUUCGAAAUUAACAUGGCCGACUGGCCUUUAAACUUGAGCAGUUUUGGCGCGAAAAUGAGCCGCUUGAAUUCUGUUUUGUUUAAAAUACACUAAAGUCAUACUUGCUGGAUAUUUUGCUGCUGUUUUUGGUUCUGUUUAUCCUUCGAGGCUGCUCUGGUUUUUGUCUUCCUAAAGCUCGUUGGUAUCACUUGAAAUAAUAUCAAUACUAAGUAAUUUUUAGCCUGUACUAAACCAUAAAUUUCCUAUCUAAAAAUUAAGUUUCGUAUUGUUAAAUUGUUUAUUCAUUUAGUAGGGCUAUAGGUAAUACAAUUUAGCUUUAACAAAUUGUUUUUAAUAAAUGUAAUUUAGAAAUAAAUUUUAAAAUAUCAUAUUUGUAAAUAUUGUAUAUAAAUUUAUAAAUAUUUUAGUGUUAGUUAAAUUUUAUUAAAUAUAAUCAGUUCUAAAUUAAUAAACUAGUAAGUAUAAAUGGAAGACAAUCCUUGCACCUCAAUGGAUGCAGACCAAUGCACAGAGUUUCUGGAACAAAAAAAAAUAAAGAAAACUUGUGGAGGGAAAAACUGUUGUGUUCUACAGUGUGGAACACUACGAAAUCCUGAGCUUUUGUUUUAGUCAAUACCUAAGGAUGAGAAACUAAAAAAGAAAUGGCAUAAAGUUUUAAAAACAAAGGGGUUGUUGGAAAUAAAGCAUUAUUACAGGGUGUGCUCAGCACAUUUUCCUGACGGAAAAAAGAAGUACAUUAACAAUGGUCCAACCAUAUUUACGAACUGUGGAAGUAAUCAACCAAGAGAGAGAGUGUUGCGAAAGCCUGAUAGCCACUUACCAGAUGAGCCUCACGACACUUCUUUCGAGGAUAUUUUUGAAUGCAGCAAUAUGAUAACACCUAAAGAUAACAUGGCAACUGAAGAUAACAUGGCAACUGUAGAUAACAUGGCAACUGAAGAUAACAUGGCAACUGUAGAUAACAUGGCAACUGAAAACACAAACAUUAGUUCUUUGACAGAUGAGCUAACUACUUCUAACUUUAGUCAACAUGGCAAUACAACAUCAGAGCAUGACAUGCUAACUGAGAAUGCUGAAUUAAAAGAGCAAGUUAAACAACUCGAAUCCAAAUGUACAUCCCUUGAAAAAGAUCUUGAGGCUUAUAAAAUGUCAUCACAGCAAUACGUAUUUCGAUUGGAAAGAUUUAUUGGGAAUGAUAGUGAUUUUCGAUUUUAUACCAGUUUCCCAGAUUAUGCAACAUUCAAAAUUUUUUUGAUUACUUGUCACCAGCAUGCACUAGUUUGAUUUACUAUGGGUCAAAUACUGGUAAAAUAACCACAGCUAAACAGAAAAAGUGUGGCAAAAAAAGGUCCACCUCACCAGAGCAAGAGCUAUUUAUGGUGUUGGCUAGAUUGCGUUGUGGUUUCCUGCAACAAGAUCUAGCACACAGAUUUGCAUGGCAUAUCGUGUAUGCAUGUAUCCCGAAUUUGGAUUACUUGGCUGACAUUUCUUAAUCAGCGACUACGUGCACUCCCUAUUUGGCCCACAAGAGAAUGCAUUGAUAAAAACAUGCCUUUGUGUUUCAAGGAAAACUUUCCACAAACUAGAGUCAUUAUCGAUUGUACAGAAAUAAUGAUUGAAAUAUUGUCAUCAUGCAGGAGCCAAUCUGCCACUCUUUCGUCAUACAAAAACCAUAAUACUGCGAAAUGUUUGCUUGGUGUGUCCCUAAAUGGGUACCCUAGUUUUGUCUCCAGUUUGUAUGCUGGUCGAACCAGUGACAAAAAACUAACAAAGGACUGUGGGAUCCUUAAUCUGCUUGAGCCGGGUGAUCAAGUUAUGGCCGACCGGGGUUUUGACAUUGAGGAUGACCUCCCCGCUAACACAACCUUAAACAUCCCUCCUUUUUUAAAUGGCAAAGAUCAACUUAGCCUUGAAGAGGAAGUCAGAACAAGAAAGAUUGCUUCUGUUAGGGUGCAUGUGGAGAGAGCUAUCGCACGAAUAAAAAAUUUUAGGAUUCUUCACCAAGUUGUGCCGAUCACAAUUGCUAAGGACCUAGACAAAAUCUGGACUGUUUGUUCAUACUUAACGUUGUUCUUGCCUCCUAUAAUUGUUGAAAAAACAAACACAGAUUAAAGACAUACUGUUAUUGGUUAUUGUAUGUGAGUGUGACAGUAACAUCAAAAAUACUUUAAUUUUAGGGUGGUACACAUUCUAUAAGUUUCAAAUUUUAUAUGUAUAAUAGCACAUAUCAGUGAAGUUUAAACUUAAUUAAGCAUGUUCCACCACUGUUACUCUGUUAAUUACAGUGUUAUUAGAAUAAGUAAAUUAUUGUGAAAGUCAGGUUAACAACUAAGUCUAAGUAGACUUUAACUUUGGUAACACAUAUUCAAAAUAAAAACUUGUUAACUCUGGGACCAUUGUUUUUUCCCAUAAGGAACUAUUAAAUUUUAUUCUUUCAAUAAACAAAUCUUUCUUUGUAUAAACAACAAAAUCACACCACUGUAAUUGUAGUGUAGCCAUUGAACCCUGAAUCUGAUAAAAGUAUGCAUGGUUUCGUUUGAGCAUGAUCUUAUCUUCUGUAGCACUAAGAAAAAAACUGUGAUCUUCGCAAGCUUCUUUAAUAGUAUUCUCUCGUUUCGAAAACGGACAUUUGACUUCACCAAGUCCGAGAGAGCAUGUUUGUUCAUUUGAAUCAUUCACAAGAAAAUCUGGGCUUGCACCCAGCCAAGGAAAACUUGGGUUGACAAUAAAACCACAUGCCGAGCACACAUCAACUGAAUUGCCUUCUUCCUGCUUGCACUCCAUGUAUUUUCUUAUAGCUUCCAGUUCAUUAUCUUUGCCCCAUUUGCAAGGUUUUGGACAAACCUUUUUUGGACUACAAUGUAGUGUUUUCAUUAAGGACUUUGGAUAUAUAUUUUUCCGUCUUUUAAGAAUUGUCCCAAAAUUUGAAGUUGUAAUUCUUUGCCUUCUCUCCUCAAACCACCUAUCACAAUCUGACUGACUUCUGCUAUUCCUUUCAAUUUCUCUCAACUUCUCAUCACUUACACUCAAACCUCCCACAAACUCCACAUUGUCCCCAUCAACAUAGGACCAAUUAACACCAUGGUGACAAUAUGCUCUAACACUUCUUCCCUUACUUUAUUAUCAUUAAUAUUAUUUUCAGUUUCCAUUAGCUCUACAUGUUGUUUUUUUGAUGGAAGACUUUGGUGAAUUUGGUCAAAAUUGUAUGGUUGGUAAUCAUUUGAUUCUAGCACAAGUCUGAGAUAUUCAGCUUUACCUUGUUGUUCUAAAUUGUGUGCAAAUUUUUUUACUUUAUCUUGUGUUAUGUUUCUGGCAAAUUGUGGUGUGGGAUUAAAGUUAUCUGCUUUGCUUUUUCCAUCACUGCGCUUUCUGCCCUUUGCAUCUUUUUCAUAGCAUGCCUUUUCAAAUGUCACAUCCUCAUAUAAAACAGGCUUGUCAACCUUGUCACCUCCAGGCACAUGCCACUGCUGUAAGACUUGUGUGCACGUCAAAUCGUCUGGCACCUCUGUUAGUUCCAACUCAAUAUAAUCAAGAAUUUGAAAGAGAACAGCAGCAACAUGCUUACAACAGCCUCCCUUGCCAGCCUUACAAGUACAACUACCAUGUGUAACUUCACCAGUGUUCUGAUUUAGAUGAACAUAAACAAUAUAUAUUUGUUUCUUCAUUGAUGCAUUGACACAAGCUUUUACCAAGAAGUGAGUUUCGCUACCUUUCAAAACAUCAGCUUUAACUUCGACUCUGUUUACAUAUCUAUCCUUAAACAAGCGAUAUCCCAGUUUCUUGUGUCUGCUAGCAUCAUUUCCCCCUUCAACUCCCAAGUGCUGUCGUAGCAAGGCAAGGCUAAAUUUUGGCAGUGACCGUAGGUCUUUGGUCCAUCUUUGCAUUUCUAUUUGCUCUGUGCAUUGGUCUGCAUCCAUUGAGGUGCAAGGAUUGUCUUCCAUUUAUACUUACUAGUUUAUUAAUUUAGAACUGAUUAUAUUUAAUAAAAUUUAACUAACACUAAAAUAUUUAUAAUUUUAUAUACAAUAUUUACAAAUAUGAUAUUUUAAAAUUUAUUUCUAAAUUAUAUUUAUUAAAAACAAUUUGUUAAAGCUAAAUUAUAUUACCUAUAGCCCUACUAAAUGAAUAAACAAUUUAACAAUACGAAACAUAAUUUUUAGAUAGGAAAUUUAUGGUUUAGUACAGGCUAAAAAUUACUUAGUAUUGAUAUUAUUUCAAGUGAUACCAACGAGCUUUAGGAAGACAAAAACCAGAGCAGCCUCGAAGGAUAAACAGAACCAAAAACAGCAGCAAAAUAUCCAGCAAGUAUGACUUUAGUGUAUUUUAAACAAAACAGAAUUCAAGCGGCUCAUUUUCGCGCCAAAACUGCUCAAGUUUAAAGGCCAGUCGGCCAUGUUAAUUUCGAAAACAAUCGUUCAAAUAUGUAUCAAAGUAAACCUCUCAGGGCUACAAGAUCAGACGUUUAAGAGUACAACUAAUACGAAAUAGGGGUAGAAAAAACACCCUGAAAUAGCCACAGACUAAAAGAAUUAGCUAAAAUAUCAUGCAGAAGGACACUUACCUCAAAACAGGACAGGAGACGUUGCGAAGAGAAUGUUUUUCUCGAAAUAUGCCCACUCCUUCGAUCGAUAUAAAAUGCCUUUUCUUGGCCAUCACUGCGGCGAUUUCGCUCAUUUUUUCCACAAAUGUCGUCGAAAGUAACCCCGUCAAAAAUACGUCGUUGAGGCGGUUAUUUGCCACACGUGAACAAGUGAAAAUAUUGAAUUCUGACACUUAAUAAAAUUUUCGCAACAUGGCGACCAUUUCGAACAAGAAUGCAAAAGAUACCCAACUCCCACAUGCAUUGCGGCCCCGCGAGCUAUAAGGUUAAAGGUCCAUUGGCUAUUUGAAUCACAACUAUAUGAACUAAUAAAAAUGAUAAGACAGAAUACAUGAAAAUAUAUAAAUAUACAAGACAAUCAGAUAUUUCAAAUAGUUAACAAGUCCGGACUUUCCCAUUCCUUAUUUCGGCAGCAAAAAAUAUAGUAUGUACUUCGAAUGGCAAUAGUCAUCAUUUUCCUAACACAGUACGUUUGGUAGUUUUUGUCCAUAAUAAUAAUAAUAAUAAUAAUAAUAAUAAUAAUAAUAAUAAUAAUAAUAAUAAUAAUAAUAAUAAUAAUAAUAAUAAUAAUAAUAAUAAUAAUAAUAAUAAUAAUAAUAAUAUAACAAAGUAAUUAUAAGAUAACAAAGUAUACAAUACAUACAACGGAGUACAUAAUACGACACAAGAAGUAUUACAAUACGUAGUAUGUUGUACAUUACAGUAUUUAACAAUUGACAUUACUUAUACACAGUAAAAUACAGCAUAGUUAUACGCAUAAUGUCAACAGAGUUUACGACGUGUCACUAAUUCUGUUUUUGACUAAUGUUUUGAAGUACUCGGAGGAGGUUCUGCAAUAAUCUUUAAAUGCAUCGCAGUUUCGAAUUUCUUCAGGUAAGGAAUUGAACACUCGAGCUGCUUCAUCUUGGAAGGUCCAGAGAUAAUAGGGACUACUAGACGCCGGGCAGAUGAUGAUCGUAAUGGUCCUAUAGGAAUAUAUUCCUCUAAUUUUAAGUAUUGAAGGCCAGUCAUCACAAUUCAUUGUUUUGUAUGCUAAUUUGGCAAGAUGAUAAUUCCUACGUUCCAAAAUUGGAAGCCAACCGAGAGACAUGACAUCAGUGAAUCUAGCAAAGCCAGCAGCAGCGAACUGUACUCGUUGUAAGCGUUUUAAUAGGUAUUCUGGUGCUGGACUAGACACGACAUCGUUGUAAUCAAUUUUUGAUAGCACCAGACACUCCGCGAGUUGCUUCCGAAUUUUAAAUGGUGCCAAAUAUUUCAAUUUUCUCAAGACGGAUAAUGUAGCGUAACAACUUGAGGAUAUUUUUGUUUAUAUCAUUCCAUUUUAAAUUUUGAUGCAAUGUAGUACCAAGAAGAGCCGCACAUUUAAUUUUUUUAAAGGUGAUCUACAGUCCGUAUGUAAACAAAGCCUUUGUUCACAUUUUUGUGUCCAAAAUAUUGAGCUUUAUUCGACGACUAUUUAUAUUUUCAAGCUUCUAGAGUAUAAUAAAUGAUCAAGAAACAACAAUUAGGCUUUUCAAGAACUCAAAACAUAGUUAAACUGUUUGUAUCAUAAAAAGUGGGCUCAUUUGUGCACAUGCGCAGAUCGGACUGUAGAUCACCUUUAAGUUCAGUUCCAUUAGCAUGAAGAUGAACAGAGCGAUCUUCAUCAAGUUGGUGCACACGAGAGAGUUGACUAGUCGAGAAAAGCAUGACUUUUGUCUUAUUGGGGUUAAGAACAAGGUUAUUAGAAUUUUCUCUUCAUUGAAUUUUCUCUUCACAUGACUUUAUGUCAGCUGGCUUACAAUGUGCAUAGAUGGUAGUUUCAUCGGCAUACUGAUGUGAAGAUAUAGAGUCGUCAAAGUUUUCAGAGAGAUCAUUGACAUAUAGGUUGAAGAGUACAGGACCAAGUAUAGACCCUUGUGGAACUCCAAAACAAAACAAACUUGAACAAACUGUCGUCGACCAGUCAGAUAGCUUGUGACCCAUUUGUGAUACUCUUUGGAGAAACCUUGUGAAUGGAGUUUUCUUAAGAUGGUAGAAUACGACACAGUAUCGAACGCUUUCGAGAAAUCUGCGAGAACAGCUAUUGUGACUUCACCUCUUUUCAUAGCUCGCUGAAUAUCAUCUCGCAUUGCCAACAUAACUGUCGUAGUGUUGUGACCUUUUCGGUAAGCACUAAUGGAUUGAUUAAGUACUCCAGUGGUUGUGGUUACGAAAUCAGACAUUUGGCGGAGAACGAGUCGUUCAAAGAUUUUGGAUAGGCUUGGCAGAAUGUAAAUAGGACGGAGAUCGAUAGCCAAUGAAUUGAAGUGAUUAAUUAGUAUAUGAGCAAGCAAAAUAUACAAUGUGUUUUAAACAAUAUUUAAUAUGUGGGUGUAUUUAUAUUACAAGGUUUGAUCAGUAUUCCGUGAUUUUAUUUUGUUGUUUUUGCGGAGGAAAUCGUGGAAACCCCAUAGUGAGAAUCUAUUUUUAUAGUCUGCGCGUGCGCAGUGCGAGUUUGGCUGAGUUGCGCAUACGUAUUUGCUACCAAAACAAUGGCGGUUCAAGUAUUUCGAAGCGCGAAAAUAUCAAACUUUGGAGGGAUUUUUCAACCAAUUGUGCACCUGUUUCGCUUGGGGAGCAACGGAUUCUGAUAAAGUAAGUUUUUAUCUAUUUAUUCAUGUGAAAAUUACGUAGUUACACGAGGGGUGCAACGGAAUUGAAUAUUUUGGAUGCUCAUCCUACGGCCUACUGUAGGCGUGUGGACAGAUUAUUAUCCGAAUUGUACCGGGUGUCACUGUUCGACCAUCCAAAUGAGAUUUCACGCAUAUGUUCACCAGUUGCCUGCAUUGUUGCACCGAGAUGAAAGUACGGAUAUUAGAACGAAUGAAAGACAGCCUUUUGAUCUUAAUUAAAAUAGGUGAACAACAUGCUAUUCAAUCAGUUAACUUUGCGCAGCUGAACUCAAUACAUCAAUAUCUCGCGGGGUACACCUUUUGUGUAGACAAAAAUCUAUUGAGAGACCUUUAUGGCACGCUUUUUUUGUUGGAUUAGGGAUGUCCCGGCGCGAUCUUGUAUUUUUAAAAACAGAAAAAUAUAUAUUCCGCUUACCAGUUUUGAUGUGUUGUUUUUUUUCAUCCGACCAUAUUUUAGAAAGUAUUAGCAUUUAUUAUAUAUUCAUUCGAUCGUGAUUGAUCAUGCAGUUCCCGCUCCGUACACUCACAGUUUUCUCACAAACUGCUAUUUUAUCUUCACUAAUUUCACAGCAAAUUUUUUCAUUGUUCAACGACACUAAUCGAUGACGAUACACGAUGAUGUCACUCAAAAGGGCAAAUUUAUAUUAACCAGUCUUCCUUUUAACAGACCGGUUUUGCUCGAAUCAUUUUGAAUUACAGUACGCAAUCUUAUGCGUGUUGGACGUAAACAACAUAUCUUGUCUACAACUUUGAGAAGGUACAGAUAAUUCUUUCCAUCAAUCCUUAGGUCUGACUCUAUCUCUAUAAAAUCACAAGGAUUUGUGAUUCGUUAAUGUUAAGUCUUUGGGCUAUGUCUCUCGGCUGAGAAACAAUUCCUUACAUGCGAUAAAAUGUUUUAUACAAAGAUGUAAAACGGUAAUCUUAUGUAAAUAACCAGCAUUUAAACUUCGUAAAAGACGUAAUUCAAGAGAUAGCUUAUCAUUGCAUUUGAACUAUUACAUCAGUUAGUGUUACGCUGUACGAUGAGCGAAUAUUAUUGGAAAGAGGACUUCCAUAUACGUUGAAAUCACCAAAUAAACAGCUCAUGCACACAUUUCUCCACUUCGUCGUAAGUUUACAGAGCAUAUUUUAUACUUUGGGACUGAUCAUUGUCUUUGAUGUGAACAUUUAUUCUUAGUUUAAGGUUAUUUAAGAUUGAUCCUGUCGUAAGUGUUCUACCAGCAACCGAUCGACAAUAUUUCAUUUUAGCGUUGUCUUUGCGGUUACGUUGGCUUCGCGUUAGUUUUGUUCUAAAUACCUUGAUACGUUUCAGGCCAGUGACAUAGCCAAAAGACUUCGCAUUAAUGUCCUUGUGAUUUUAUAGAGAUAUCUCUAGAACUAAGGAUUUUAGAAAGCGUUAUCUGUACUUUCUUAGUCAAAGUUGUAGACAAGAUAUGUUGUUUACGUCCAACACGCAUAAGAUACAAAACCCAAAAUGAUUCGAGCAAAAUCGUUCUUUUGUUAAAAGGAAGACUGGUUAAUAGAAAUUGGUCCUUUUGAGUGACAUAAUCGUGUAUCGUCAUCGAUCCGUGUCGUCGAAUGAUGAUUGCUGUGAAAUUAGCGAAGAUAAAAUAGCAGUUUGUGAGAAAACUGCAUGCGGGUGUACGAAGCGGGAACUUUUCGAAUUUGAACUCAGCGUGUUCGAAAGUGUUCAUGUUAGUUCCCGUAAAAAUAUUUCAGAUCUAAGAUAUUCUAAAUGCAAAUCGCUUUCUAGGCACUUUUCGAGGUCACAACACACGGACUAUACGUUAUUUACAUCACUUUCACGGCUCAUAACCACACCAACAAUUAAAACGUUCGAAGUCGUAUGGGUGUUUAAUAUCAAUUCAGUCACUCAGCACCACUUUUAGCGUUGUUUGUAAAGAAAGAUAAGUAUAUACUUUCAACAGGCAAAUAACAUCUAGUAAUUGUAUGCAAAGCAAAAUUAAGUCACCCUGUUUUCUGCCGUUGCUGUUGUCGGUUGCCAAGCUCUCAAUUUCAACGACAUUGGAUGUCUCAUGCACAUUUUACAACAUACCAUAAAUCCCAGCUAAUUAAAAUUGUUUUUGCCACUUUCCAUGACGAGAACACUUGCGUAAAGCUGGAUCGUUGUUCUAAGAUAACAGGCCUUUCAAGGUCAUCGUCAGGUAAUUUUUUCUUAUUCAUUUUGGCGAUUUUUAAAAGCACGUUUCUUGCUUCCUUCUCUUUAUUAUUUAACAAUAACCAUCGCGGUGAUUCUGGUAUCUGCCUACAAUAUUAAAAGCAAAGGUAUAUAUAUAACCAUGAUCUUUACUGAUAUUAUAUUCAGGGGAAAAUGAAUUGUGUACAUUAUAAUAAUUGGUUAUGACGCUGUUGUUGUUAAUGUUACUUCUGUCGUUGUUGAUGUGACGUUGCUGUCGUCGUAGUUGUUGUUAUAGUUAUGGUCAUUUUUGUCAUUGUCGUUCCUGGUCUCUGCGUAGUCAUAGUAUCGUUGACGUCGUCAUUGUAGUUCUCUUUCUCUAUAGGAAAUAUCCCAAUGUACUAUGUGUGGACUUUGUUAACUUACCAGACAAACAAUAAGCAAGGUAAGCUACACACAACAGUAAUAAGUAAGAACAUUCUCCACUCAGGAGUAAAGAAUCCUAUCAUUGGCAAUAUCAUUAAGCCUAGCGUCCAAAACAUAAAAUAUCCAAUGCCAAUCCAGGAACG